AUGCCAUUCUUAUUCUUCCGAAAGUCUUCCCGUACAGUGAAUAGUGAAAUCAGUGCCGAAGAGCUUGUGCGUCAACGGCAAUCAGUACAAGAAGCCCAGAUGGCCGCAUCGUCAACCCUGGUACGCGAUCCCAUGCGGAUAGGCAGUGUUCCGGACGUACUCGGUAGCUUUGUGGAUCCUAUGGGUGGCCGUGCCACUUAUACUAUAAGUCGUGAUCCAACAUCAAAGUACAUGCAAGUCAAAUGGUAG
Zychaea mexicana is the source of this 249-nucleotide messenger RNA. RefSeq lists its product as uncharacterized. The coding region runs from base 1 to 249 and encodes 82 amino acids. Lineage: Eukaryota; Fungi; Mucoromycota; Mucoromycetes; Mucorales; Lichtheimiaceae. The transcript has 2 exons. The record is from RefSeq and is a predicted model, not a curated record.